This is a messenger RNA of Protopolystoma xenopodis, 219 nucleotides long. NCBI's taxonomy places the organism in Eukaryota, Metazoa, Platyhelminthes, Monogenea, Polystomatidea, Polystomatidae. The record is from the annotation of a GenBank genome assembly.
AUGCCUUUUCACGAAGUAGCGGAAAUACGGGUCUGCCUGCUGCUCAUAAGCCUUUUGUGGGAGCCUUUGUCAAGAGUCCAGUUGGAGGCUCAGAGAAUGAAUGACUUUUCCUCUGCAGCAACUCAGUUUCAAGAACUUCCGUAUCAUGAAGCCUUGUCCUUUUUGGCCGCCAUCGCCGCCAUCGCCACCAUUGCCCACAACCCCACCAACCCUGUCUAA